AUGCCGAGCGGAGAUUCAAGUGAGGGAGAUGGCAGUUCGGCGAGCACAAGUAGUGGGGUGUCGACCCCAUUGGCUGUGGUAGUAGGCAGUUUGCAGUCUUUUCAAGUUAAAGGAGAUUCGCAUUCGGUUUCGCAGCGAUGGAGAAAAUGGAAAAGAGCGUUUCAGUUAUACGUGCUUGGUAAAGGGAUCACGAAUGACUGGCAGAAACGUGGCCUGCUUCUUCACACAGCUGGACUCGAUGUACAGGAAGUUUAUUUCACACUGGUGCCUGAUGGAGCAGAGAAGAACUACGCCGAAACUUUCAAGGCACUGGAUGGCUAUUUUAUUCCUAAAGCUAACGUACCGUUUGAGAGACAUUUGUUUCGACUACGAGCCGCUUCGUGUGAGUUUGGAGAGCGGGAAGAUGAGUACAUCACAGAUCAAUUGAUUGGCAAAUGUUACUCGGCAAAAUUUCGUCGGAAAUUUUUAGAAAAGGAACGCAGCGUUACUUUGAAUGAUCUACUAGUUACAGCUCGGGCACAGGAAGCAGUUAGUUUGCAGAUGGAAGCAAUGGGGGCUAAUAGUGGUUCAGGACAAGUGAACACUGUUGUUGACGAUGGGGCAACGGGAGGUCACAUAAGUUCAGAGCAGGUUAACAUUGUGGUGAGUUUAAGAGGGAGCACUAGUAGCGAGAAGAGGGACUGUUUCAAUUGUGGUCGAGAGGAUCACUUAGCCAGAGAUUGGAGAUGUCCUGCUCGAGGUAGAAAGUGUCUUCAGUGUGGAGAAAUUGGACAUUUCAAGGUCAAGUGUUGUAAGAAGCUCGCUAAGAAUUCCCAUCUGGGGCACAGACAAGGAGCAACAUGCAACCUUUUAGGCCAAGGAGCUUGGGAGUGGUUUAAGUCACAGAAAAUCCAGUUUCAGACCCGAAAGGAGGCCAAAGCCUUAUUUCCUUAUGGAAGUACAAAGCCAUUGUCAACACUCGGAACAUUUACAGCAGACAUAAUGUCCAUUGACACUAGUGUGACCUGCAAAGCUGAUUUUGUAGUUAUAAAUGGAGAUGGCAGAAGUCUCCUCUGCAGAGAAACAACAGUGAAACUUGGUUUGCUACGACCUGGGCCUAGCCAUGCCGUUAAUGUUGUCAAUACAGAAGCUGAUAUCAAAGAAAAGUACAAAGAACUUUUCAGCGGUGUUGGCCUUCUCAGGGAUUACGAGUUGAAGUUAAAUAUCGAUGAUUCGGUGAAGCCGGUGGCGCAGCGAGUCCGCAGGAUUCCAUUCGGUGUACGAGAGAAAGUCGAGAGAAAGCUAGAUGAAUUGUUGGAGAAUGGAAUUAUAGAGGAGGUCCCUGAAGGACCAACAGGGUGGGUCUCACCACUUGUGGUUAUACCCAAGGCAGACGGAGAUAUCAGGAUUUGUGUAGACAUGAGGUGUGCCAAUCAGGCAAUAGUGAGGGAACGUCAGCCUAUCCCUACAAUAGAGGAGGUGCUUCAAGAUCUUUAUGGUAGCACAGUAUUCAGUCGUGUAGAUCUGAGGUGGGGAUUUUAUCAGAUACUUCUAGCUGAGGAGAGUAGACAUGUGACAAAGUUCGUGACUCACCGUGGUCUCUAUAGAUAUACCCGGCUUAUGUUUGGUGUCACCUCAGCACCUGAAAAGUACCAACAAAUCAUCCGGGACGUACUGCGAGGCUGUGAAGGCGUGGCUAAUAUAGCAGAUGACUUGAUAAUUCACGGACGAGGGGAGGAGCAGCAUGAUAAGAGGCUCUUGGCUGUGCUCGAUCGAUUGAGGGAAACAGGUCUGACACUGAACAAAGACAAAUGUGAGUUCAUAUUACCCAGGUUGAAAUUUUUUGGUCUCGAAGUAACACAGACUGGUAUAGAACCCAGUGAAGAGAAAGUCGCAGAAAUCAGACAGGCAGGUCCUCCCCAGAAUGUUAGUGAAGCCAGAUCUUUCCACGGUCUUGCCCAGUUUGUGUCUAAGUUUGUCCCAGAUCUGUCGUCCAUUGCAGAACGCAUUCAGAGGUUAACCCACAAGAAUGCUGAGUUCAAAUGGGGCAAAGAACAAUAG
Stylophora pistillata is the source of this 2040-nucleotide messenger RNA. RefSeq lists its product as uncharacterized. The record is from RefSeq and is a predicted model, not a curated record. NCBI's taxonomy places the organism in Eukaryota, Metazoa, Cnidaria, Anthozoa, Scleractinia, Pocilloporidae.